UAUGUCGUAAAGCGCAAACCGCACGCUGCAGUCCUUGACUUUGUGUUUCUAGCGAUAGUUUACGUAACUUACGUAGUCACCGUAAAAACACAUAUUCGCGUGAUGAACGCACAUUUUACCCAGUUGACAGCGGUGUGUGAAGAAGAAAGUUUAUUGAAACGUUAUGAAGGGAGUAUUUCGAGCCAAAACGAGUUCGGCGUAACUUUUUGAGCAACUUUGCUCCAGCGAGCUCAAGGGACCGUCGUCGAAUGUGUCGCCCCGCCGAGGCGGAGCGUGGCUCGCGGCCGUCGCCCCGCUCUGCGCCACUUUAAGCGGGGAGGAGAAGGAGGAGGGGGGAAGCCUUGAAACCUCCAUGUUUGUAUCUUGAAAUUGCGGAGCGGAGCCGAGCACCAUAUUGAAAUCAGAGUUGCCAACUCUUUGAACAAAUGUUUGAGAACUUUCGGCCUCCAAGCGGCUUUCCGAGCGGACACGGGCACUUCGGGCGGCGUCGCAGCGACGAUGGACGCGCUGUGAAAGGGCGACUCGUCGCGGCGCUUUCCGGUGCGGUUUUAACGCAUGUUGUUGAAAAGUUCAUGCGGCGCCAACAAGACGAAAGAGAAGUCGGCGAACUACCCGCAGCUUUAAAAGCGUGAGUUCGGCACUUUUUUUUCUUUCCUCCCCCCCUCUCUGUCGUCUGGAGCGGACCUGGAGGUGAUGGACAACCCGUCCUCGGUGAUCACCCAAGUCAGCCGGGAUGAAGAGGGCAGCAAAGCGGCAGGAGAGAGGGGCUCUUCUCCAUCUCUGUCUUCUAAGAAGCCCCGGAGUGGAGGCCUCUUUUCCAACCUUUUUUGCUGCCUGUGUCGGGACCACCCUGAAACACCGCCGGUCAACAACAACGCCCCGCUCUUAGUCGAAGAGAAUGGAACUGUGUCCAAGAUCCAAGCGAAGCCACUUCUCCCUCCAGUGAAGUCAAAAGACUCUGGAAAGAUCUGUGUGGUUAUAGACCUGGAUGAGACGUUAGUUCACAGCUCUUUUAAGCCUGUGAACAAUGCAGAUUUCAUCAUUCCUGUGGAAAUCGAUGGAACAGUACAUCAGGUGUAUGUCCUGAAGCGGCCACAUGUCGACGAGUUCCUGAAGAGGAUGGGAGAGCUGUUCGAGUGUGUCCUGUUUACUGCCAGUUUAGCUAAGUACGCAGACCCUGUCUCUGAUCUUCUGGACAAGUGGGGAGCGUUUCGCUGCCGCCUCUUCAGGGAGUCUUGCGUCUUCCACCGAGGCAAUUAUGUCAAGGACCUGAGUCGCCUUGGUCGCGAUCUCAACAAAGUCAUCAUUGUGGACAAUUCGCCUGCUUCCUACAUCUUCCACCCCGACAACGCAGUGCCUGUGGCCUCAUGGUUUGACGACAUGUCUGACACGGAGCUGCUGGACCUCAUACCGUUCUUCGAGAGGCUGAGCAAAGUGGAUAACGUCUACACAGUCCUCAAGCAACACGGGCCCGCGAGCUAACGCCACUCGACCCCCUCCCCCCAUCACCUCAGCUCCAAGCAAAUCGGCGUUCAGCAAUAAAAGACGACAAAAUGGGAAAAAAAAGCACACACACCAGUGAGGCUUCCAGUUCCAGCUCUCACUGCUUCACAGGGGCCAGAGCCCUCACCCUCUCAGCAUCAAAUCAACCCUUUAUUCGGGCGUCCUCAGUGACUUUGACCUCAUGGUCAAACUCAUACGAGUGAAUGGAUGAAAGGAUGAAUGUUUCGAAGACAUUUUUUGCGGAGGUCAGUAGCCAUGGACCCUCACCUAUGGACACAGCUCGGGAAGUGGAUUUCUUUAUGUUCCGGUCCUGGAAACAGAUUUUGGAAAAGGUUUACGUGCGAAACACGCUCGAUGAGUCUUUGAAACGACAUCUCUGUGCUGCGGAUUCUUUGACUUUUAAAUUAGUUUUUUUGUCCACUUAAUUAUGCCCUUGUUUUGUCAGGUGGCACACUAUUUGUCUGGAUUCAGAAGCACUUGAUCCUUAAAUGUCAUUUCAGAGUUUUUGUUUUUUUAAAUCACAACAGUGUUAUUGAAAAGUAAUUCUUAAGAAUACAUAAAUUACAGCUAGGGCUGUAAUCUAGAGUUAUGAAAAAUUUGGAAAUAAUUGGAGAGCACUUUACAUGUUCGAUGUGUAGUCUAUAGUGCAAAGACCCUUUUGCAAGACAACAUAAUUACAUAUUUCGUGUAUUUUCUUUGCCCUCGAUCCACCAGGAUUGGGUUAGAGAGGCCAAGCCUUCCCCAAACCCUGACACUAAUUUGCUCAUAAUAACCCAUGAAAAAGUAGCUUUUAGAUCUUGGUUUUUAGGGGCAAUUUAAAGCUAGAAUGCAACAUAUUUGCACUUUCCUAUCAACAAAUGUUCAGCUGACACCAGAGUUUAGAGGACCAUGACUGUCUUCCAAAAUAAAAGACAGAAACAAACAAACAAACAAAAGGAAUCAGUCACUGUUAAUGGUGCUUUAAAAGCUGGUAGCAUCACAAGUGUGGGAUUUGUUCCUCGCUUUCUUAGCUACGCACAAAUCUUGAAUCUUUUACUGCGUUUGAGAGAUUCGCGUUUCAGCGAUAGAUGGAAAGCUCUUUGGCUUUUUCCAUUUAUUAUUAUUUUUCCUCCCUAAGCGGUACUCAUAGGUUGGAAACAGGUUUUGUUCAAAUUGUUAUCCUCGAGUAAAUUACGGCUCCGUUCAGUCCAGAUUUAAGAGUAAAAUUCGCCUGCAAACAUUAUUGACAAACAGCUCUUUGAUACGUUUUGCUGUACUUCUGUAUUUUUUUGAGAAUCUUAUUUUUUCAUUUUUUUUACAGAAACGAUGUCAUUUUUAGCGCAGCUGCAGUGACAUUUAAAAGAUCUGAAAUAAAAUGGGUAAAUAUUGAUAUUUGAAUAUUGCGACACCUUCACCUUCUGCAGUUGGAUUUUAAGUCAGAUAUAUUUCUCAUGCAGUUUGCGAUUUAUUAAAAAAAAAUUUGCAAUAUCAGUGUUCACUGAAUUGACAUAUUGAUACGUAUUUGAUACAUUGUGUAGACUUUAUGUUUAAAUUUUUUUUCAAUAUCAAAACAAAUGACUUUCUGACACUGAAAACUAGCAGGAUUCCACACCUUUUGGCCAAAGGCAUUCUGGGAAAUGUAGGAAAUAACACACAUUAAAAAUGUGUGAAAUGGUUCAAAGCUGGACUCAUUUUAGGUUUUAUUUUAUUUUGCAAUUGCAUCUUAAUUUUUUUAGUUCUCCUCACGAUAAAGUUAAAAUGUAGUGAGAUAAAAGCAACGAGGCUUAACAGCCUUUUUUUUUUUUAAAUCUUUCUUAUUUGCGAUACGACAAGUCUUGUGUUGACACUGAUGAAUGAAAGAGGGUGGGUUUGACCAUGAGCCUGGCCUGCAGGCUUUCGACAAAGACUAUUGAAUCCACCCACUUAAGAGCUGUUGCCUUAUUUUUCUAUAUGGUAAAACAAAUUCUUGUCAAUCAAAUUAGUCUUUCAUUGUCAAAUAAUAAUGUUUUUUAUCCUUUUUUUUUUUUUUUUUACCAAGAAAGGGCCUCUUAUAAAAUAUUUAUAGUAUAAUUUUCAAUCUGAAAAUCUGAAAUGAUAUUCUUGCUGUUUUUGUGCAAGAGCUCAUAUUAGUCGGUAGGAUCCAAACCACCAGCAAAUAAAACAUGCUUCAUGUAAAGCCAUCAACCUGUCUUGGUUAGGUUUGAUGUUUUAAAUUUAUUGGCAGAAGAAAAGUAUUUAUAGGAAUGUUGUUUUGUCAUCUGAUUACAUUUAUAACUAGUAUUGUGUCACUGUGUGGGCCCCAUUUGCUGAUACUGUACUUCUUACACAUUAAUAGAUUUGUAUAUGUUGUUUUGCACAGUAAUAAAGCAAACAAAUUUCUUUAAUAUAUGGAAUAUUCAUUUUACUGUAUUCAUGAUUCUAUAACUGUAACCUAUUUUUUCUGGCUUUUGUUUUAUCAUACCAAAUGAUGUAUGUAUGUAUGUAAUAAUGCCAUUUUUCUUCUCCCCAUAAAUGCUAAAUGACAGUCCUA
Molecule: messenger RNA, 4012 nt
Organism: Austrofundulus limnaeus
Lineage: Eukaryota; Metazoa; Chordata; Actinopteri; Cyprinodontiformes; Rivulidae
Product: carboxy-terminal domain RNA polymerase II polypeptide A small phosphatase 1
Exons: 7
Coding region: 694-1482 (262 amino acids)
Molecular function (GO): RNA polymerase II CTD heptapeptide repeat phosphatase activity
Source: RefSeq, a predicted model, not a curated record